AUGCUAGCUCGUCUCAGAUCGCUGCACUCUUCAUGGGCCAGCGUUCUCCUGACGGGCGUCACAGGUUGGCAAAGCGUCAAGCCUGCUGAACCCCUUACCUCAAGCUGCAAUGCACACUCGGCUCUUGUCAUGGCUGAGCAGGCACUUGUCCUCUUUGCAGCACUCGACGAGAUGUCGACCCACGACAAUGCCCACCCGGACUCGCACCAGCGCAUCCCUAAGCCUGCAGAGUUCUUGAUGAGCGAGAAGGGCCGUCGGGCAUCUGUGAUCGCAAAAGCUGACAAGGCAGACGACGAGACAUCGCAAGAGGCCCAUAGAAUCUUCAGAGACGCCCACAAGAACUCAGGCAAGCCGGCAGAUCAUGGGAUGCCCGGCAUACUCGGCGUGCCAAGCACUGGCGUCUUGUACGUCACAGAAAGAGCCACCGCCAACGGAUUCAGUCCGAGCGAUAAGACUUGGUGCAAUGCUGGUCAAGGCGCUCCCGAGACCGGGCCCCUCGAGGGCGAUCCCGGACGGAUUGAUCAGAUUGAUCUCAGACCAUUCGGAGAUGAGGUGCACGAGUAUGCACCCACGACAGGCUCGACCGCUUUACGCGAGGCGGUAGCGAACCUUUACAAUGUGCAGUACAGGCAAGGCAAAAGCUCGCAGUUCACAGCUGCCAAUGUCGCUAUUGUGCCUGGUGGUCGCGCGGGCUUGACGCGACUGUCGAGCAUCAUAGGCGACAUCUAUUGCGUAUACAGCACGCCCGAAUAUUCUGCUUAUUCAGAUCUCUUGUCCGUCUUCAAAAAGCUCAUCCCAGUCGCGACGAGUCUCAGGGAAGAGGACGCCUACAAGCUCAAUCCGUCAAAGCUGCGCGAGCAGAUGCGCGAAGUUGGCGCGACGGUCGCCAUGCUCAGCAACCCUCGCAAUCCGACCGGUCAAGUCGUGGACGACGAGGAUCUGCAAGAGCUCGUCUCCAUGUCAGAGGAAGAUGAUGUGACGCUCAUACUCGACGAAAUGUACAGCCAUUACAUGUAUACGAAAGAAGAAGGCUACAGCUGUUCUGCUGCUCGCUACAUCGACGAUGUCGACUCUACCAACAUCAUCAUCGUCAACGGCCUCACAAAGUCGUGGCGGUACCCUUCUUGGCGGUGUUGCUGGAUCGUUGGCUCGAAGGAGCUCAUCAGCGCUCUCGGUCACUGCGGCUCUUACCUGGACGGUGGAACGAGCGGUAUCAUCAUGGCAGCAGCCCUGCCUCUGCUCGAGCCUUCGCGCGUCCAGCAAGACUGCAUUGCCCUUCAGCGUCACUUCAAAGCGAAGCGUGACUAUGUCUUGAAGCGCCUGCAUGACAUGGGACUAGGCGUGACGCAUCCGCCAGUGGCGACGUUUUACAUCUGGCUCAACCUCAAAAAUCUGCCAGCACCUCUCGAUUCUGGCCUCGUCUUCUUUGAGGAGUGUCUCAAACGCAAGGCGAUCGUCGUGCCGGGCGUGUUCUUCGACAUCAACCCAUCGAACAGACGCAGGUUGGCCGAUUCGCCUUGCCAUCACUUUGUGAGGAUAUCGUACGGCCCACCGCUCAAGCAGCUCGAGAUGGCACUCGAUGCGAUGGAACAGCUUCUGCACGACGCGCAUUACCACAUGACUCAGAGCGAGGACGCUCCUUCGCUACAUCACGUGUUCGGCAAGGAGCUCAAGCAGGGCAAGAUCCCUCAGGUUGCACCAACAUCCGGCUCUUAG
Mixia osmundae IAM 14324 is the source of this 1716-nucleotide messenger RNA. RefSeq lists its product as uncharacterized. The transcript has 5 exons. Gene Ontology annotation, molecular function: pyridoxal phosphate binding. The record is from RefSeq and is a predicted model, not a curated record. Lineage: Eukaryota; Fungi; Basidiomycota; Mixiomycetes; Mixiales; Mixiaceae. The coding region runs from base 1 to 1716 and encodes 571 amino acids. Gene Ontology annotation, biological process: biosynthetic process.